GCAUCUAUUAUGUACUUGAAAGAUAUGUGUCAUGGGAAGUAGGUAAAGCGGGGUUAGGGAGUUAAAACCAGCAGUAAAUCGGUGUCUUUCGAUGCAAUGAAAACUGUGACAAAGUGGAUGUGUGGGCCAUUUUUGUAAAAAUUCUCUAUAAUCGAUAAUAUUUCAAAGACAUAUACAUUAUACCUGCGAUUAUUUUGAACUUUGCGUUUAGUGCGAUAAAGAAAUAAAUUAAAAUGAAAGAUCUUGUAUUUUAUGCCUGUGUUUUAACACUUUUUUUUCAGUUUUCUGUUUCAUCAGAACUAAAGCAACAGCGCAACGAUGAAAAUGAUUAUAAAGUUUGCAUGAAUGCAACUGGUAUAACUCCGGAUAACAUUCACUCAGUUUGGUUAACAUCAGAAGAUAUAAUAGCUAAUGUACACAUUAAACCUGAAAAUGAAGAAAGAAUGAAAAAAACUGGCUGCCUUCUAGCGUGUAUAUUAAAAAGACAAAAUUUAAUGGAAGGAUCAAAUAUUAAAGAAGCACAAGUUGUUGCAAGGUUACCUGAAUUUUUUGAAGUCGUUGAUGAUUCGCAAAAAAAAACUGUGCGUAAAUGCAUGGAAGAAGGGAGAAGUAUUACGCAAGAAUGUGAGAAAUGUUUCUCUAUUUACGUAUGUCUCGUCAAAGCUACAUAUAACAUAGAAUCACAGAAACAUGGAAAACAUGAAAAGAAAACUGAAAGAGUAAAAACAAAGGCCGAAUAAAAAAAAAUAGAAGAAGAAAUAGAAAUCGACCAGGCUGAAUAAAUGCAAUUUAAUAGAAAAAUUAAACGUUCUAAGCAUUGUAAUUAUUAAUAUAAAUCCAUAAUAUUUUAAAUGUAGUUUCUUAUAUUCUAUUUUAAAUUUCUUGAUUUAAUAAAAGCACAGCAAAUAUAAAAAUAGCGUUUUACACUCAUUCACUACUUGUUUCCAGAUAAUCGAAUCUGCCAAAAGUUGUAUUGCAAAUGUGUUGCAUAUAUUAAUAAAAAUCUAACAACAGCC
This is a messenger RNA of Monomorium pharaonis (pharaoh ant), 1016 nucleotides long. RefSeq lists its product as uncharacterized. Lineage: Eukaryota; Metazoa; Arthropoda; Insecta; Hymenoptera; Formicidae. The transcript is spliced from 6 exons. The coding region runs from base 234 to 740 and encodes 168 amino acids. Gene Ontology annotation, molecular function: odorant binding. The record is from RefSeq and is a predicted model, not a curated record.